This is a messenger RNA of Prunus armeniaca (apricot), 183 nucleotides long. The record is from the annotation of a GenBank genome assembly. NCBI's taxonomy places the organism in Eukaryota, Viridiplantae, Streptophyta, Magnoliopsida, Rosales, Rosaceae.
AUGCAACCACAUGAUGAAGGAAACGAAAAGAUGCAACUCUGGAGAAAUACUUUUGUGUCAAGUAGGGUGAAAAGGGAGUACCCUUUCCAAGACCUUGAAGAGAUUCAUUUGUCCACUCCACCACUGCAACACAACAAUGAAUCACCACCAACAACAGAACAAAAGGCAAACCACAAUAAUUAA